AUGGUUUCUGCCUGGUAUUACAACGAGACCGAAGAGGACCAGCGUGCUCUCCACAAGUAUGAGCCCAGUCAGGAUGUUUCUCUUGACGAACUUGCCAAGCUUGGUGUUCUUCAUUGGACAUUCGAUCCCGAAACUGAGUUGGACAAGGUCAAUGAACUCUCCAAAGAACGUUGUUAUUUUAGUCGUGACGAGAUUAGCAUUUCCAAAGAAACUCUGCCCAACUAUGAAGAAAAGCUCAAGAUCUUCUUUACCGAGCACAUUCAUGAGGACGAGGAGAUUCGCUAUGUUCUUUCUGGUUCAGGAUACUUUGAUAUCCGUAACAAGGACGAUAGAUGGAUUCGCAUUCACACCAAAAAGGGUGAUAUGAUUAUUCUGCCUGCCGGAAGCUACCAUCGUUUCACUCUUGAUGACACCAACUUUAUCAAGGCAAUGCGUCUCUUCAAAGAGGAUCCUAAAUGGACUCCCAUCAAUCGUUCCGAAAAAACCGACUCAAAUCAGCACCGUUUGAGCUAUCUUGAAACUAUAUCCGGUAAGCGUGCUGCUGAUACCGAUCCCGAAUGUAACCUUUCUGGCAAAAAAUUGAAAUCCUUGGUGGGUGAAUCUGUCGAUGUUGAUCCUAUUCAUACACAGUCUGAGCCUGCACCUGGCGAUACGAAAGAAGCAGAGCCUACAUUGAAGAAAGCCGUUAUUGAGACAGUCAAGUCUGUUGAUGUGGUGGAAACACCUGCUAAUAUUGCUGUUACUGAGGAAUAAAGUGUGAAAUAUACUAGUUUUGCUUUGAUGCAAAUCAAGCC
Batrachochytrium dendrobatidis JAM81 is the source of this 794-nucleotide messenger RNA. Its product is annotated as acireductone dioxygenase (Ni2+-requiring). Lineage: Eukaryota; Fungi; Chytridiomycota; Chytridiomycetes; Rhizophydiales. The coding region runs from base 1 to 753 and encodes 250 amino acids. The record is from RefSeq and is a predicted model, not a curated record. Gene Ontology annotation, molecular function: acireductone dioxygenase [iron(II)-requiring] activity. The transcript has 5 exons.